Molecule: messenger RNA, 3423 nt
Organism: Dissoconium aciculare CBS 342.82
Lineage: Eukaryota; Fungi; Ascomycota; Dothideomycetes; Mycosphaerellales; Dissoconiaceae
Product: kinase-like protein
Exons: 2
Coding region: 65-3157 (1030 amino acids)
Biological process (GO): regulation of cytokinesis; protein phosphorylation; regulation of protein localization to mitotic spindle pole body
Cellular component (GO): spindle pole; cytoplasm; nucleus
Molecular function (GO): protein kinase activity; ATP binding; protein binding
Source: RefSeq, a predicted model, not a curated record
GUCUUUAAAUGUCAAGACAGGUCUUGUGCUAGGUGCAAGAAUCGUCAAUCGUGGGAUCCGAAUCAUGGCGGCAGCUCCUCCUUUGCCUGCGGCUACUGCACCAGCACCAUCUUCAGCGUCCUCGAUUCAUGCUGAUCCUCCACCGCCGAUCGUCACCGAGCCGAGCGGAAUCAACUACGCGACCGGCCCAGCUUUAGGAAAAGGCGGCUUUGCCAUAUGUCACAGAGCCGAACGAUACGAUGGCAGCCGUCCUACGGGUCAAGUCGUCGCUCUCAAGAUUGUCAAAUCAAUGGUCGAGCCUACAAAGAUUGCUCAGAAGUUUGUCACCGAGCUACAAAUACACAGUAAAUUAUCCCACCCGAACAUCGUUGGCUUCCACCGCGCCUUCUCCUUCCAAACGAGCACGUAUGUGGUCUUGGAGCUAUGUUCCAAUGGCUCGCUGGCAGAUAUGCUGAGGAAGCGGAGAUACCUGACUCUUCCGGAAAUUCGACGUCUGGUCAUUCAAGUCUGUGGAGCUGUCAAAUACCUUCAUCACAGACACAUUGUCCAUCGCGACCUCAAGACUGGCAAUCUUUUCUUGGACAGCAACAUGAACGUCAAAGUAGGCGACUUUGGCCUUGCAGCUUUGGUGGUGACUGAGCGGGAGAUGGAGGUACGGAGAAGGACAACCAUGUGUGGCACGCCGAACUAUCUCGCGCCUGAAAUCCUGGAAAAAGGGAAGGGACAUGAUGAAAAGGUGGACCUGUGGGCAAUUGGCGUUAUCGCAUAUACCCUUGCUGUCGGAAAAGCACCCUUCCACGCGUCGACCAAGGAAGAAAUCUACAAAAAGUUGAGAUCAGGAGAGUACACAUGGCCGGAAUUGAACUCGACUUCAAAUCAAAGUGCCGAUCUUCGCAACCUGGUCUCGAGUCUUCUGGUCCCAGAGGAGCUGCGCCCGUUGCCUGAUCAGAUUGUUUCGCAUCCAUUUUUCAAAAUUGCACUCGUGCCGGCAAAAAUCCCUUCCACAGCUCGAGAAAAGGCGCCAGUCUGGACCGAUGCUGCCCUUCCUUCGGUGGAGACUUUACGACGGGGCUUCAGCGAGACAUGGUAUCAUCUAUGCAAGGAGUCCGGUGUUGGAGAGUACGAAGAGGGCAAAUUCUUCCCUUUGAACGGCGGCCGCAAGGUGCGCAGUAUUGUGCAUGACAUGGCCCGGGAGGUCCAGGCUGGACGGCAACCAACCAUGCCCAUUCCCAAGGAUGUGGUCUACACAUCGCUUCUAAGCGACUGGGAUCAGAUUCCUGUCGAUGGAAACAAAGGUCUGCGGGAGAUGUCUCACAACGAAGUUGCGACCACUCGUCAUCAUCUCGUCAACAGGGAGAUGGUUCCGAAGAGCAAUGAAGGCAUGCUGCCGCCACCUGUACCACGCGUGGUCCCCAGAGCAGCACGCGCUGGUUCUGUACGAAAGGUCGCCAGAACUAUCAGCGAGGAGACUGCCGCACAGAACUCCGCAACAAUCAAGGUGGCCGCAGAAGCAUCUUCAUCCACGGAUGCUUUGCAAAUCACACGAACACGACCGACUAUAUCUUCCUCCUCGUCGCUCAGGCAGCUCCAGACUUCUACGGCUCCUCAUCAAAACGCACAACCGCUACCUGCAAUGCCUGAGCCUAUCGUCGAGAAGCCUCAACGUGUAGCGAGCACCAAGCGCAGCGCAGAUGCCAGCCUGGCACGACGACCUGGGACGACGCGCGCAAUGAGGGAACAACAGGCAGCGGCGAUUAAGCCAGUGCCAUCAUCUACAAGCAUCACAGCUCCUCGGAGGACAGCACGUGAGCGGCCACUGUCGCCUAUUGAAAUGGCAGAACCUCUGGCAACACUCGACGAACUAGCCAAGGUUUCUCCAUUCAAAUACAAGCGAAAGGCGCAAGCUGCAAAAGAAGUCGUCGAGAUCCUCUCCGACCCAGACAGCGAGGACAACAAACAGAAGCCCGCGCCUCCAAUCAUGGCCAAAUCCAUCCCAAGCCACCAGCGGAAAUGCUCUCAGCUCGCUAAGAGCAGCGAUCUUGCUGCCUUGCCAAACACUGACCCAAGCACUGUGCUCCGUCGCCUCGCUGCCUUCCGCGACAAUCUUGCUGCUGAGCUUUCCAAAUCUUCCGCUCGCUCCGCCGUCACUACUGAGCGCUGUCUUCCAGUCGACACCGACCUACCAUUCGUCUCACGCUGGGUCGACUAUAGCCGCAAGCACGGCGUCGGCUAUGUUCUCUCCGACGGAACCGUGGGCUGCAUCAUCAACGCAACUGCGAAGCCAGGUCAUGCUGCCACACCUGUCACACACGUUCUCGUCCGCAACGGCCAAAAGUGGCUCCAAAAGCUCGGCGCGAAAUCCGGCUCGAUUGCCAGUAAUGGCAGCAGCAGUUUCCCAGGAAUCGACAGCGUUCCGCUCGAGAUUUUUGAGGACCACAGCGCUCUGCCGAGCACCGGCGGCAUUUUCCGCAAAAUCUACAAAGGCCUCGGCAGCGUGCAGCCCGGCCAUCCUCUUGCCGUCGACGCCGAGCGACGCCGCACUCUGAGUGUCCUCUGGGUGAAGUUCGGCCGGUACAUGUGUCAAUCACUCGAUGGUUCAGGCGAGACAGCAACGACCGACAAAAAGCCAUCAACUGCCGCAUCGCAAAAAUCCGAAGAAACGUUCGUGCGCUUCUAUCAGCGCAUCUCCAGCAUCGGCCUGUGGGCAUUCUCCGACGGAUGUUUACAGGUCCAUUUCCCGGACCACACUAAACUUGUGCUUUCCGCCGACGGACGCGUGGUCUCGGCAACGCUGCUCGGUGUCGAAGCCACGGCACACUUGGCGCAGUUCGGCGAGUUGUUGCCACAACAUGUCACGGGUCGGGAGGUCCACGCUGGCGGAAUUCGAGACUUACUAACGACGGAUGUGCAUGGCGCGGGCGGCAGGGCCAAGGCCAGGGUCGUGCGGGUCAACCAGUUGAGGGAGAAGCUGGCAUUUGUGGGCGAGGUGGUGUCGCAAUGGGUUGCGAAUGGAGGAUUGGGAAGGUUAUCUGAUGACAAUGGUUCAGAGGAAGAUGUUGCGGAUGGGAAGUUGAUCUGGGAUGGAUUGGCUGUGAAGACGCCAGCUAGAGCGGCGGUGGACCGCGUCACGGUGGGGAGGAUUGGCGGUGAUUUAUGAUCACCUGUCGUGUUGAAUAUUCGCUCGUGCCGCUGUUGGGCCUGGGAUGUUUCUUGGAUAACGAAAGACACGUUGGCGUUGUUUGAUGGUUGGGUUUCUUGGCGAUGCUCCUUUCUUGCAUUGAGCUGGCGUUUUUUCCGGGAUAUGUUUCCUUCUUCAUCUUUUACUACGCUCUUCCAGACUACUUCCGUCUCUGCUCGGCAUACUCAUGAUAAUGUUGACGUACAGUCAAGAACCUGCAAUUGAAUUACUUCGGUUUCCGAAUC